Molecule: messenger RNA, 1915 nt
Organism: Strongylocentrotus purpuratus (purple sea urchin)
Lineage: Eukaryota; Metazoa; Echinodermata; Echinoidea; Camarodonta; Strongylocentrotidae
Product: small subunit processome component 20 homolog
Exons: 11
Coding region: 149-1903 (584 amino acids)
Cellular component (GO): nucleolus; small-subunit processome; 90S preribosome
Source: RefSeq, a predicted model, not a curated record
AUGUUCUUUUUAUGGUUGUUUUUAGGCGGUAACAGUCCUGAUCCGCGAUGUGAAGCACUACACAAUCAAUGAGAAACAGUUGCAAGUUCUACUUGCCUAUGCUGAGGAAGACAUCCAUGAUUACACCAGACAAGCAACUGCGUUCACAAUGCUCAAGGCCAUCUUGACUCGAAAGCUGGUAGCUCCAGAAAUCCAUGGUAUCAUGAGUAAAAUCUCAGAUCUGUCAAUCACUCAACAGUCCAGCUCUGUCAGGUUACAGUGCAGACAGGUGAUGCAUCAGUUUCUCUUGGACUACCCGCUUGGUAAGAAGUUAAAGCGCCAUCUAGAGUUCUACGUGAAGCAGUUGAGUUUCAGCGUAGAAUCAGGAAGAGAGUCGGCCCUAGAGAUGCUAGCAACCAUCUACUCGUCCUUCCCCCAGAAACUUCUUGUAGAGCAUGCUGGUCUGUUCUACAUCCCCAUGGCAACACGGUUAGUGAAUGAUGACUCAGCAAACUGUAGAAAGCUGACGGCUCUGGCUCUCAUCACUCUCUUAGAUAAGCUAAGCUUAGAGAAGCGUGAUGAGCUGUUUAGCAUCACUCUACACUGGUUGCAAGAUACGAAGCCUGCGCAUCAGAGAUUGGCCGCUCAAUUAACGGCCAUCUUUGUAGAAGCGGAGGAAGAAGAAUUCAACCGACGUCUCACUCAGGUAUUACCAGUCAUCUGUGAUAUCAUCAGGCCCGAGAACUUACUAGAGGAGGAGCUAGGAGAAGAGAAUGAAAUGAAAGCUCAAGAUCAUCUCAUGUUUCAUGUCAUGUCGGCACUUUGUAAGAUCACUAAACAGUGUCAGCUAGCUACCUACAAAGAUCAACCUGAAAUCAUCACAUCUAUGUGGGAAUCUCUGGAAUCACACCUUGUUCAUCCUCACUCUUGGGUGAGACUGAUGGCUGCAAGACUCUUUGGAGAACUCUUCGCUGCUUGGCAACCGCAUCAUCUGGUUGCUAUAGUAACAGACGCUGAUGCAUCAGAAGCAGCAGCAGCAAUCACUCCUUCGUCUGAGAGUCAGCAGAAGAAGAAGAAAAAAAAGAAGAAGAAGAACCAGAAGGAGAUGAUUAGAGAUGGAGGAGCUGUUGUUAAAUCAGAGGAAGGCAAGAGGAUGGAGUAUCUCCAUAGCAACCUAGAAGAGAGGAUGAUGGGAUUGGCGGACAAGUUUUGUAAGCAGCUCAAUUCCAGCAUGGUAACCAAGGAGCUAGCAGAGCAGGUGAUUAAGAACGUCAUCUUCAUAUCCAAAGUGGUGCGGAUAUUGAACCCUCGUGAAGCUGUAGAAGAACUAGAAGAAGAAGAUGAAGAGAAGGAGGAAGAAGGAGACGAAGAGAAGGAGGAAGAAGGAGAUGAAGAGAAGGAAGGAGGAGAAGAGAAGAUGGACAGAGAGAACGAAACGCUGAGUACGUCUUGGAUCUUGAAGAGAAUGAGCAGGAUAGCAGCCACUGAGGUAGCUAAGACCCCAAAGAUAACACUCAAGAGGAUGUCAGUGAUUAAAUGGAUCGCUGCUACAGCUUUAGACCUAGGUCAAGGGUCGCUUCGACCAUACCUUCCUAGCAUGCUUCAUGUGGUGGGACGAGAGGUCAACGACAAGUCAGCUCAAGCUGAUCCUGAGCUAAAGACGUUGUGUCAGGAGGUCCUGGAGCUGUUGAAGUCUCUGGUUGGAUUAGAUGUUUUCUCAGAGGUCUACGCUGCAGUUCAAAGGGAUUCUAAUGAAACAAGAAUGGCUAGGAAAAGGAAGAGAGCUCUAGAGGCUGUUGCUGAUCCUGAGAAAGCAGCUUUGAGGAAGAUGAAGAAACAGCAGUUGAAGAAAGACUCAAGGAAACGAAAGCUGCAAAUGAUGAGACCAACUUAUCAUAUCAACAAGAGACCUAAACAGACAUAGAGUAGUAACCCA